Messenger RNA from Monomorium pharaonis (pharaoh ant), 1211 nucleotides. RefSeq lists its product as uncharacterized. Lineage: Eukaryota; Metazoa; Arthropoda; Insecta; Hymenoptera; Formicidae. Bases 274 to 1152 code for a protein of 292 amino acids. The record is from RefSeq and is a predicted model, not a curated record. The transcript has 5 exons. Gene Ontology annotation, biological process: regulation of transcription by RNA polymerase II. Gene Ontology annotation, cellular component: nucleus; transcription regulator complex.
UGAAUAGAUAUACGAAUAAAGGAAAUUCAUGAAGCAAAUAAUUAAUAAAAGUUGAAAAAUUUACACGGGACGUGACAAUUCCAUAUUCACGUUUCAACAGAGGCUACCACUAUAUUCUCACCGUCAUCGAUGUAUUAGGGUGCGGUCCCAUGGACUGAUAUUUUCCGCGUAACGCGUAUCGCGUAACCAAUCAGAAACGUUCCGCGUUUUCUGUUACGCUCGUUUUCAAAAGUUGCGUAGUACGCGAGUUUGCGCGACUUAUGUGAGCGUGGUAUGGCGUGGUACUCAGGCGACAUGGAGGCAUCUCAAAUAAAAUGUGGUUAUUGUAGUUGGCUGCUAGCAUAUCAUUGUAAAAAUAUAUUGGAACAUGAAUGUUUUAAAGAAUACAAUGAAAAUGUUCAUGCUUUGAACAUCGACGAAAAUAAUGUAGCUACUAUUGUGAACAAAUUUGAUGAAGAUGACCUAUUGUCUCAAGAUACAGACUGCAAUGAACUAUCAUCUCAGAGUUUAAAUACAGACUUUGAUGAACGUUUAAUAACGGCAGUACUAGAUAGACCACCAUUAUAUGAUCAUCGAUUAAAUGUUAAAGAAAGAUCUAAACUAAAAAAGGCAGCAUUGUGGGAGGAAGUAAGAAAUGCCAUUAAUAGUAACAUUAGUACAAAAGAAUUACAAAAGAAAUGGAAGUAUCAUCGUGAUUGUUAUAUUCGCGCAAGAAAAAAAGGAAAACAGUAUGUUCCAAGUGGAUCUAGUGCAGCUUCAACAGAUGUAAGAAGUACUUAUAGAUUUUUUGAUCUAAUGAGACCCUUGGACGAUACAUUUCAGACUACAUCAACAAUAAGCACAUUGAUAAAGAGCACACCUGAAAAAAUAUCUGUAAAGGAAAAAGAAAAAAGAAGUAAGGACUUAUCCGAUUGUUCAGAUGUUGAGUCAGAAAUAUGUUCUGAACCGUCAACUUCAUUUCAAAAUUUUGAUAAUACUUCAUCAUUAACUUCAACAUCAACUUCAUCAGCUAAAAAACGUAUGUAUAAUUAUGUGUUACGUCCCGGGCGCGCGGGAGGGGCGGCGUUGCCGAUAUUCUCCCGUAGCCGGAGAAGAGGGGGAAAAAGGUUAGAGGAACAGAGUCGAGCGGUCCACCGUUCCUCUGGAAUUUAAGUAGUGGCAGGCAAAUUCGGGAAAUUUUCACGAUAAAACAAAAAAAAAACAAAAAAAAA